This is a messenger RNA of Colletotrichum aenigma, 261 nucleotides long. RefSeq lists its product as uncharacterized. The transcript has 2 exons. Bases 1 to 261 code for a protein of 86 amino acids. NCBI's taxonomy places the organism in Eukaryota, Fungi, Ascomycota, Sordariomycetes, Glomerellales, Glomerellaceae. The record is from RefSeq and is a predicted model, not a curated record.
AUGCUGCUGCUCUGGGCUCCUUCCAAUACUACCUCCUCAGAAGCCCAAGAACUGCAGAACAGUUUCAACAGUACAAACUUUUCUCAAAACCCCCCCAGCCCAUCUUACGCCUUGGCAAACUCCUUCCCCCUUCCCCGCCCCCAAGAACCUACAACAGCCAACAACCACGCUCUCCUUCGUAUGAUGUACACUCUUGGGCUACUCCACACACCUCCCAACCCAACUGAUUCGUGGAAGCCGCACGAAUCAUCCGGAUCUUGA